AUGAGAAACACUCUGGUGUUGGCCCUUUUUAUCGGCUCAAUCUCGGCCACUCCAUUGAUAUUUCCCCGUGGAAAGCAUCGUCCCCCGUUUUUGCUUGGACGACCACCCGGUGGACAGUUGAGAUCAUCUUUCUAUCAUGCGACUGGCGGUCAGCACUCGCUUGUCGGUGAUGAUAAUCCCUAUCCAUGGGUGGAAACGCUGUAUUUCACCCAAAAACUCGAUCACUACAAUCAAACGAGCAGAGCCACUUGGCAACAGAAAUACUAUCACAAUCAAAAGUAUUACGAUGGGAAAGGUUUAAUCUUCUUGAUGAUCGGUGGUGAGGGUCCUGAGCCGAUUCGAUGGGCUGGCAAUCCGGAUUUUGGAGCACCGAUUCUUUGGAGACAGUUGGCCGAUCAAAAGUAUGGAGUACGAUGCCCUCAAACUGUGCACCACUCCAACAAGCCCCUCGCCGAUCUAGCCACUUUCAUCAUGGCUAUGAAUAAGAAAUAUGCUUUCAGCAAUCCAAGAUGGGUCACAUUUGGUGGAAGUUAUCCGGGAUCGUUGUCGGCUUUCUUCAGAGCAAAAUAUCCCGAUUUGACUGUUGGAGCGAUCGCCAGCUCAGCUCCAGUUAAUUUGAAAUUGGAUUUUUACGAAUACGCAAUGGUGGUUGAAGACGACGUGACGAUCACUGAUCCGACUUGUCCGGGAGAGAUUCGGAAAGCUUUUGAUGCAAUGCAGAAAUUGAGUCUUUCCGCAGCUGGACGUGAAACAUUGAACACAAUCUGGAACUUGCAACCCAAGUUCGACACCGAAACGACCAAGUUGGAUAUCACGAAUUUCCUGGCGAAUGUUUACUCACUUUUCCAGGGAAUGAUCCAGUACACAUAUGAUGGACAGUCUCAAAUGACUCAAACGAACAUCACAGCCAGGGCUUUAUGCAAUAUGAUGACCAAUCAAAGUGUCGCGGAUCCGAUUCAAAGAGCUUACAACGUUUGGUUAUGGUACCAGAGUUUCUAUGGAGAUCCAGACUCGGACAUCACGAUUUUCCCGAACAGUUACUGGGAUAUGAUUAGUUCGAUGAGUAUGAAGAACGUUAAUGAUAUGGACGAAAAUGGAGCUGAUCGUGGCUGGAUGUGGCUGUGUUGCAAUGAGAUCGGUUUCCUUCAGACAACCGAUCAAGGAAGGAACAUUUUCGGAGCAACUGUUCCGUUAAACUAUUUCCUCGACAUGUGCACGGAUCUUUUCGGCUCGGCGGUCACUUCGGAUUUUGUACGCGACAAAAACAUUGAUGCUGAAAAUUUCUAUCAAUUCGCUAGUGAGGCAACAAAUAUCGUACUCCCGAAUGGAUCACUCGAUCCAUGGCAUGCUCUUGGUACUUACACAGUCGAUGCGGCAAAUGGAGUGGCUCCAUACUUGAUCAAUGGCACGGCUCACUGCUCCGAUAUGUACCCAAUCUACGAUGGAGAACCACCAGCUCUUGUGGCUGCUCGUUUAUUCAUUGAGCAAAAUCUUGCCUAUUUCAUAAACAAUUCCACACAACCUACCAUACCGACCAUUGUUCCACCGAUCUCGUCCACCGUUUCCAUCUCGACGGCGAGUCUUGGAACAACUACGAGACCAACUACGGCAACUACAGUCAACACAGAAUCAACUACAACCACCACACCCAAUACUGGCCCUACAACGACGACUAUGACAACUACGACUACGACAAAUACUCCAUACACAGGAACCGGCUCAACAAGCACAAUAACGACAAUGGCCCCAGCCACUGCAGGCACUGGCCCAACAACCACUGCAGGCACUGGCCCAACAACCACUGCAGGCACUGGCCCAACAACCACAAAUACUGCAAAUCCGGGUGAUUCAUCAUCCCCGACGACCACGAAAUCGGUUACAAGUGUGAGAUUCUCAUUUACUUUGUUAUUGCUUUCGUUGAUUGCUUUGGUUUUG
This is a messenger RNA of Mesorhabditis belari, 1935 nucleotides long. The record is from the annotation of a GenBank genome assembly. Lineage: Eukaryota; Metazoa; Nematoda; Chromadorea; Rhabditida; Rhabditidae.